GCGAAAACACCGGAAGUAAUACAUUGGCCUCCAUUAAAAUACAUUUCAUAAGCGCCCUGUAGCCGGAUAGUAAGAAGGCAGCAGGAUGAUUUCCCUGUCGCGGAUAUUGGUCGGUGCACCAGUGCGCGGCUGCACAGCGCUGACCACUCAGGGAACCUUUAAGGUUCUGACGCGGUUUAACAGCAGCGGUCAGCAGGAAAAGCCAAAAAAGACAAAAUUUGGGCCAUUGAGUGAUCAAGAUCGCAUAUUCACCAAUCUGUAUGGUCGCCACGACUGGAGGCUGAAGGGAGCUCUGAAGCGUGGUGACUGGUACAAGACCAAAGAGAUCCUGCUCAAAGGGGUGGACUGGAUCCUGAAUGAAAUCAAGGUCUCUGGCCUGCGAGGGAGGGGUGGAGCUGGUUUCCCCACUGGAAUGAAGUGGGGCUUCAUGAACAAGCCCAGCGAUGGAAGACCCAAGUACCUGGUGGUCAACGCUGACGAGGGAGAGCCUGGCACAUGCAAGGACCGAGAGAUCAUGCGCAACGAUCCCCACAAAUUGAUCGAGGGCUGCCUAGUCGCAGGACGGGCCAUGGGUGCUCGUGCAGCUUACAUCUACAUCCGUGGCGAGUUCUACAAUGAGUCCUCCAACUUACAGGUAGCUAUUAACGAAGCCUAUGGAGCAGGCCUGAUUGGGAAGAAUGCCUGUGGCUCAGGGUACGACUUUGACGUCUUUGUGAUGCGCGGAGCUGGUGCCUACAUCUGCGGCGAGGAGACGGCGCUCAUUGAGUCCAUUGAGGGCAAGCAGGGCAAGCCCCGUCUGAAGCCACCUUUCCCUGCAGAUGUGGGGGUGUUUGGCUGCCCCACGACAGUGGCCAAUGUGGAGACUGUUGCCGUGGCACCCACCAUCUGCCGUCGCGGAGGCCUUUGGUUUGUAGGGUUUGGGAGGGAGAGGAACUCGGGGACGAAGCUCUUCAACAUCUCCGGUCAUGUGAACCACCCUUGUACUGUGGAGGAGGAAAUGUCCAUUCCUCUGAAGGAGCUGAUUGAGAGACACGCAGGGGGUGUGCGUGGUGGCUGGGACAACUUGCUGGCCGUCAUUCCUGGUGGCUCCUCCACACCUCUCAUUCCCCGCUCUGUGUGUGAUGAAGUGCUCAUGGACUUUGAUGCUCUCAUCCAGGCACAGACUGGUCUGGGGACUGCAGCCCUCAUUGUCAUGGACAAGUCGACAGAUGUUAUCAAGGCCAUAGCUCGUCUCAUUGAGUUUUACAAGCAUGAAAGCUGCGGCCAGUGCACCCCCUGCAGGGAAGGAGUGGACUGGAUGAACAAGAUGAUGUGGCGAUUUGUACAUGGAGAGGCACGGGUGUCAGAGAUCGACAUGAUCUGGGAGAUCAGCAAGCAGAUUGAGGGCCAUACCAUCUGCGCGCUGGGUGACGGGGCAGCCUGGCCAGUUCAGGGGUUGAUCCGGCACUUCCGUCCUGUCAUGGAGAGUCGCAUUGCUGAAUUCCAGCAGAAGCAGCAGGCGAGGGCUUGAACCACAACUUUCCACACCUGUCCUUUGAGCAACUUCAGCCCUGCCUACUUCUACCGUUAUUUAAAAACCUAUUCUCUUUAACUUGUGAAUAGAACCAUAUCUAUAUUUGCCUGUUUAUAAUCUGAAGUAAAGUUCUAUGAACCCUCCAUUUUAAUUUGUGUUUUUUACCUGGAAACUGGUUAAAAAUUGGUUAGUUGUAGAUUGAUUUUUUGUAAACCAAGUGUUCAGUGGGACUGUGACAACUUACUACUCUAGCUCAUAUGGAAUUGUCAUAACUGAUGAGCUGUAUACCCAGUGGUAUUUUUUUUUAUGUUUAUGUUGGUUUGUGAUGUUGAAUUUGUAUUUUAAAGGUGACCACCAAUAUUAUCUGUCUGCUUAAUAUAAACAGACUGCACUGUCACUUACUGUAUAAAGAGGUAUUGGAGCAGACUGGUUGAGUAGGUAAGCUGCUCGUGAAGGGGGUGCUCGAAAAUCCAUUUUAUGUGAAGCCGCUCCUAAGGUCCACAGUGGGUACAGAUAAUGCAUGGGUCAAUGUAAAGGCACUGGUUUAUCCAGCUGUCAUUAUAAUGCAAGACAGAAUGACCUGGGAGAACAGGACUUUCAGUAUCUAGUAAACAACUGAAACCAUCAACUCUUGGCUAUACAUUGUACAGUGAAAAAUUAUUUGCUCAUCUUUUCUACAUUUAACUAAAUUUAGUUGGAUUUUUAAUCAAAACCAAAUACAGUUUGUUUUUGACUCUAUAUAGUAACAAAGUUAUCUAACAUGAUCUUUUCUGAAGUUAUUUUUCAGAGAAAGGUUGCUAACAUGCCCAUUCAAAGCAGGAGCUUAAGCAGUUCCAGAUGCAUAGAUUAUGACUGCAACCAGUAAAUGCAAAGUUUUUCAAAAGAGUGGAGAUGCUGUAGAUGAUUGUCUGGUCAUCUCUCAGUGAAGUUAUGCCUCUCUGUCAUCUUCCACAUAAUACAUUUAUCUGAUGCUUUUCUCCAAAGUGACUUACACUGUUAAUAACCCAUUUAU
Scleropages formosus (Asian bonytongue) is the source of this 2525-nucleotide messenger RNA. It is a transcript of the gene ndufv1, whose product is annotated as NADH:ubiquinone oxidoreductase core subunit V1. The transcript has 11 exons. NCBI's taxonomy places the organism in Eukaryota, Metazoa, Chordata, Actinopteri, Osteoglossiformes, Osteoglossidae. Gene Ontology annotation, cellular component: respiratory chain complex I. The record is from RefSeq and is a predicted model, not a curated record. Gene Ontology annotation, molecular function: NADH dehydrogenase (ubiquinone) activity; NAD binding; 4 iron, 4 sulfur cluster binding. Gene Ontology annotation, biological process: mitochondrial electron transport, NADH to ubiquinone. Bases 86 to 1510 code for a protein of 474 amino acids.